Porites lobata is the source of this 1335-nucleotide messenger RNA. Lineage: Eukaryota; Metazoa; Cnidaria; Anthozoa; Scleractinia; Poritidae. The record is from the annotation of a GenBank genome assembly.
AAUGCAGGAGAGCACAAAGUGAGUUUGGCGAUAUACAGUGGUGUUCCUAAUAAUGUUUGGACGGUUCACUCUCAUCAUAAGAACUUUGAGAAAAUGAAAAGUCAUCUGCACAGCGCCAGGACUGCCGGGACGUCCUACCGUCAUGAACACAUGCCCUCCAUCGUUGGGUACAAAGGCUUGCUAGUGCAUCCACCAGAGGCCAAGGAGGCAGAAUUGGUGGUAGGCCAAGAAACGAAGGAACUACAAAAAGCUAUAGCUUGAAACUGCGCCAGAAGGGCUGAUAUCCGGCGCCUUGCGCCAGAAGAUUUUGCAGGCAAUCGAAUCGACAAGUGUUUCUCUUCAGACCGCAAGCGCUCCGCGCCAAGAGGUUUUGCAGGCUCCCAUCACAGGAGACAAAUUUGAUGGCAAAAUAAAACAUUAUGCACCUAAACUCAACCUGGGUCGGUGGAACUUCAGCCCUACAGUCCAAUCUAGCAAAAACUGCUACAACUAUGCAAACGACAAAAUUACCGACAGCUAUGCACAGCCUGGUACUGCCAGCGGUGCUCCUUUCAAGUCAAUCACUGCAAAAGCGAUGCUUCGGGCUUCCGAAAGCGAUGGUUUAGUGAAACUGGAUGUUGCACCAAAAGAUUCUUGUCCCAAAGCACCGCAACAACCUAAAUGCUUAGUGGCACUCGUUGUUGCCGAAGGUUAGAAAAAAAUUCAUUCUUCUAUGUAAUUAACCCUCAAAUUACUUUUUAACGAAGAAAAUCAUGAAAGCUGGGCAUUUGAACUUCUUUACGAGUGCUUAGUCAUAAAUUAUGCUUGAAAGAGUAGGUCCGCUGUCACGAUCGUUUUACCGCUCUUAUUGCGUAGAGCUUUACUGAUGCAUACAACCCUUUUGCAUAAUGGGAAAGAGAAAAAGGGAAUAAAUUUCUGGUUCUUGCUCUUCAAUGCAGAUUUAGGACUUAAAAAACUGGUCGAUUUUUACGGUUAUUAUAGUCCAUUUCCAUCCACACUAUUCGUAGCAACAGGCCACUGUAAAUAUUUAGACUCAAUUCAGGAACACUACUCGUAGAAAUUAGUUUCUAUUUGAUUCGCUGUUCCCAACCUUUUUUGCUUUCGUUGCUUUGCUGUUUAGGUGUUGAUUUUCAUUGGUAUCGUCUGGAUGAUAACGAGCGCUGGUCCCAUAAGCCUGGGCCGUCUCCUGCCACUAUCUACGAUGGAAUGGGAAAAUUGAUUUAUGGUCCAAGGAAAACCGCCAAUUCCAAACAUGGUCCACAUUACAAGUUUGUUUCCUUUAUGGAGAUUUUUACAAAUAUAAUAGAUGGUCCUGAUGGCCCACAUUCUUCAUAA